CCCGUGAUGCCCUAUCUGCUCCCCCCGCUGCAGCUGGGGAAGUGCCUGCGCGUGUACCCGCAGGAGCUGGGGCAGGGCUCGGCCGUGGUGUUUGAGUGGGGGGGCUCCGACACCCCCGCCCUCACCCUGGUGCUCAGGGAGGCCACCAAGGAGGGGCUGCGCGGGGCGGAGCAGGCCGUCUACCACGGCAUCGACGCCUUCGCGCAGCUGUGCCAGGACCCCCGGCUGCUCCCGGGCGCCGGGGCCACCGAGAUGGCUCUGGCGAAAAUCCUCGCGGAUAAAGGCGCCGCGUUGGAAGGGCCCAGCGGGCCCGCGCUCCUGGCGUUCGCCCAGGCCCUGCGGUCUCUCCCCGCCACCCUGGCGGAGAACGCGGGCCUCGCCGUCUCCCAGGUGAUGGCAGACCUGACGGCCGCGCACCAGCAAGGGCACUUCCUGAUAGGAGUGGGGGUCGAGGGGAUCAUCAACGUGGCCCAGGAAGAGGUGUGGGACACCCUGGCGGCCAAGGCCCAAGCGCUGCGGGCCGUGGUGGACAUCGUGCUGCAGCUGGCCACUGUGGACGAAAUCGUGGUGGCCAAGACGAGUCCCCCGCUCCAGCAGGACUCGGGUCCCCGCCCCACGAGGGCCCAGGAGCCCCCGUCUUCUCCCAAGACACCCGCACCCAUCACACGCUAAGAUCCCCUUCCUCAUGCGGGAGGAGGGGAAGAAGGCCACGGUGGAGACUGGAAAUGGGAGAUGCUGACGGAUUUCUGAGGGGCUCUGCUCACCGUCCACUGGUUCCUUGUGAUGAGAACUUUUAAGAUCUACUUUCUUUCCGUACUCCAAAUAUACAGUACAGUAUUGUAGACUACCAUC
Myotis davidii is the source of this 852-nucleotide messenger RNA. It is a transcript of the gene CCT8L2, whose product is annotated as chaperonin containing TCP1 subunit 8 like 2. The annotation marks the transcript as partial. The record is from RefSeq and is a predicted model, not a curated record. Gene Ontology annotation, molecular function: ATP binding; ATP-dependent protein folding chaperone. Gene Ontology annotation, cellular component: chaperonin-containing T-complex. Lineage: Eukaryota; Metazoa; Chordata; Mammalia; Chiroptera; Vespertilionidae. Gene Ontology annotation, biological process: protein folding. The transcript has a single exon.